CAGAUACCCUCACGAUUGAAGAGCUCGCAAGAUCGUAUCUCUUGCUCUAGCGGGAUAAAAGUAGCGCCGAUAAUUCGAACGAGUUAUACCAGAAUAUGACUUUCGGUUCGUUGCUCGACCUUAGAGUAGCGCACGCCAAAAUGCGCAUAAACAACAGCUGAUACAAUACAAGAGACUCGAAGCGAGUCCGGCAUCUGAGUAUUCGAUUUAUUAUCAUUUGCUGUCAAGUUAUGGGAUCCGCGCGGAGAAAAUUUCGAGCUUCGCUAUCCAUUUCGCGAAGUGGAAUCGCUGACUUCCUGAUCGCCCACUUGUACUUUUCGUAUAACUUGGCGACAUGCCUCUCCCCCGUUUCUUCAGAUUUCAGGCGAACGUCCUCUCUCGACUUUUACCAUGUUGCUCACUAUCGGCGUUCUGCUCGCCGUCUCCACUACUGCUACUCUGGGUAUUCCCCUCGCUGGUUCCCCCACCGUCAGAUUGGACAAUGCCAUCGUCACUGGUCUGGGCGCAGGGUCGGUUUCGAAAUUCUUGGGCAUCCCUUUUGCACAACCUCCAAAAGGCGACCGCCGCUUUCGCCUUCCUGUCGCUGUGCCUCCGUACGAGGGCACCUUGAGUGCCACUAAGUAUGGCCCCGCUUGCCCCCAACAGACCCCCUCUGCAGAUUCCGGCUCCCCCACGGUUGACGUUGCAGGCUCUCCGCUAAGUCCCGACCAGAUCGAUGGCGCCCUGAAAAUUUCCAGGUUACAGGCGACGGAUGCACUCGAGAGCGACGAGGAUUGUCUUUCGAUCAACGUCAUCAAGCCAGCAGCAAAUAUUUCGACUCAAGUGCUGCUACCCGUUCUGGUCUGGAUUUACGGCGGUGCAUUUGAAUUUGGAGAUACUGUCUCGUAUGACGAUACUGGGGUUCGCCUCGUUAAGCGUUCGCUUGAACUGGGCCAACCUCUUAUUUACGUCUCCAUGAAUUAUCGCGUCUCUGCUUGGGGUUUUCUGCCUGGCGCUGAGGUCAAAAAGGCUGGCCUCGGCAAUCUGGGCCUUCACGACCAGCGCGAAGCACUUCUCUGGGUACAGAAGUAUAUAGGAGCAUUUGGUGGGGACAAAACCAAGGUCACACUAUGGGGACAGUCCGCAGGCGCUAUCUCCGUCUCGCUCCAUAUGUUGACGAAUGGCGGUAUUACGAAUGGACUCUUUCGUGGAGGCUUUAUGCAAUCAGGCGCACCAAUUCCCAUUGGUGAUAUCUCCGACGGACAGAAAUAUUAUGACGCUCUUGUCGCCGACACCGGAUGUUCUAAAACUAUUGACACCCUUGAGUGCCUGCGCGGCGUUUCCUCUGAUGCGUUGCAGGCUGCCGUCGACAAGAGCCCGAAUGUGCUUUCUUACCAGUCUUUGUCACUCGCAUGGGUUCCCCGCGCCGAUGGGGUUUUUCUCGCCGAUAACCCGCUGAAGCUGGUGCAGGAAGGAAAGGUUGCGGAUAUCCCUUUUGUCACGGGGAAUGUCGACGAUGAAGGAACCGCCUUCGCAUUCUCGUCAUUGAACGUAACCAACGAUGCCCAAUUCCGAGAGUACAUCAAAACAAAUUUCCUUCCCAAAGCGCCUGAUUCCGAACUCGCGCCUUUAUGGAGCGCAUACCCCGAUGUCCCGAGAGCUGGGUCACCAUUUGGCACAGGCCUUCUCUGGGAUAUAGGCCAAUAUAAGCGCAUCGCGGCUUUCCAAGGCGACUCGGUCUUCCAAGCCCCGCGAAGGUUCUUCCUCCAACAGCGCUCUGGGAAACAAAAGACCUGGUCUUACUUGAGUAAACGCUCCAAAUACUUCCCACUUGCGCUUGUCGGAUCCUCUCACGGCAGCGACUUGAAGAUCGACCUUUUGGACGACAACAUCGUCCGGUUCACCAGUACGCUCAACCCGAACAACGGCACAGGCGUCGUGUGGCCGCAGUAUACGCCUGCGUCUCCGCAAUUACUCACCUUUCCUACUACUAUUUUUGGCUCGCCGAGCAUCACGCUCGAUAACUACAGAGCUGACGGGCUGAAACUCUUGGCCCAACUGGGCCUCAAAUAUCCUAACUGA
Messenger RNA from Laccaria bicolor S238N-H82, 2061 nucleotides. Its product is annotated as carotenoid ester lipase precursor. The record is from RefSeq and is a predicted model, not a curated record. The coding region runs from base 391 to 2061 and encodes 556 amino acids. The transcript has 17 exons. Lineage: Eukaryota; Fungi; Basidiomycota; Agaricomycetes; Agaricales; Hydnangiaceae.